AUGCUCCGCCGCAAACCCACCGCCGUGACCAUCACCAACGACGACAUGGCCGCCAUCGAGGAGGCCUACCUCAACCUCACGCGCGCCCAUUACCUCAAGACGGGCGAGGAUCCGGACGGUCUGUUCACCAACGACCCCACCACCAACGGCACCGGCAGCGGCAAGAAGACGCAGGCGCAGGUCGAGGCCGACGCGAGUGACGAGCUCAAGCCGUUGCCGGGGGAUAAUGCGCGCGGGGGAGGUGGCGGGAGGAGUCGUGACGAGAGGAUCAUGGGCGCGCGGUGA
Molecule: messenger RNA, 285 nt
Organism: Fonsecaea multimorphosa CBS 102226
Lineage: Eukaryota; Fungi; Ascomycota; Eurotiomycetes; Chaetothyriales; Herpotrichiellaceae
Exons: 1
Coding region: 1-285 (94 amino acids)
Biological process (GO): anaphase-promoting complex-dependent catabolic process
Cellular component (GO): anaphase-promoting complex
Source: RefSeq, a predicted model, not a curated record